AUGGAGGAGCCAGACGCGAAUCGCCGGCGGAUCUGCAACAGCUGCGAUCGUCCAAAACCGAUGUGUCUCUGCCACGUCUUACCGGCGGAUCUAAUUCCGACGAGGACUGAGAUCGUCAUCCUUCAUCACCCACACGAGUCAAGGCACAAGCUCAACACCACGCCUCUCCUGGCCAAAUCCUUGCGCCACGUCACCAGAAUCUCCGGUCGCCGCCUCCGCCACCGUCACAUUUCCGCCGGAGAAACCUCUCCCUCGUCACCCACCAUCUACCUCUUCCCGUCUUCUCCUUCCUCCCCCGCAGUCACCGUUUCCGAAUUCAAAUCCCUGAACCUCCUUAACCAUCAAGGGAUCUCGAAUCCGCCGCUGAGGCUCAUCGUGUUCGACGCGACGUGGAAGCACGCGAAGGAGAUGGUGAGUGCCAGCGAGGAGGUUUUAAGAGAAGCAGGUGCGGUGAGAGUGUGUUUGGAUGCCGGAAUAGACGAAUCCGUGAGCGGAGGAAGUAUCUACGAUUCGGAGCUUGUGCUUAGGAUGGAGCCAUUCGGUGGAUGCGUGAGCACGGUGGAGGCAGUGGCACGGUGCUUGGGAGCCAUCGAGCCUGACGGCGAGGAAAUCGAGAGGAAGCUGAUUAGUGUUUUGAAAGAGAUGGUGAGAUUGCAGUCUGAGUAUCUGAAGCCCAUGAAACCGAGACCUAAGCUCUUGAAGAAGAAAUUUCAAAAUCAGCAACCAGUGGAAGAAGAAGAAGGAGAAUGA
Molecule: messenger RNA, 750 nt
Organism: Microthlaspi erraticum
Lineage: Eukaryota; Viridiplantae; Streptophyta; Magnoliopsida; Brassicales; Brassicaceae
Source: the annotation of a GenBank genome assembly